AUGAGCUGGACUGCACCUAAGCAUCGACUGAUUCCAGUUUUCCAGGGCCCGCUGGAGGAAGAGGCCGAUUGCGGUCACCCACCCCUUCGUUUGCCCUCUUGCAUCACUUAUCAUUGUGAGGUGUACGGAGGCACAAAUCUCAACAAGUCCAUGGAGCUGAUAAAUAGAUUUCGCUCUGUUCUUCGCAAAACCAUGCAUCACGGAAGCUGCCCUGAUCUAUAUACCCUUGUUGGAGACCAGUGCCUCUCGGUUUUCUACGUCGGCAGUGUGAGCUGGGGCGAAGCUCGGGCUUUCUGUAAGGUCCUAGGCGGCGAUCUCUUGACGAUCAAGAACAUCACUCAGUUUGCAGACAUCGUCCAACACCUGCAGAGACUUGUGUUGCCAUCUAGCUUCUGGAUCGGGGGCUCAGUCCACAAUGACACUGUAGGGUGGACAUGGAUAGAUGGCUCCCCUAUGGAUAUGGGAUCUCCGUUCUGGGCUACAAGGUACACCCCAUUUUGCAUCAAGAGGAAUGGCACAACGGCCAAAUCAGACGAAACCUGCUACCACUACUACCAGAGUCCUAAGGCGGUGCCCUCGGGCGAAUGUGCCAGCAUCUCCUUCCAACACUCCUACUACAUCUCUGACGAAGACUGCCUGAGGAAGAUGAGUCCUCUGUGCGUCUAUCAGGGAACCGAUUUCCCCAAAAGACCAGAGUAUUAAGAGCGAUUUCUUGAAUCCUGUGAAGGCGUCCUAGGAUCCUAAGGAAACGCCCUUGAAUUUUAAUUGCUAGUAUAGACCCUAAAGACGCGUCUUUAUAUCCUAGGGCACAACCUUGUAUUCUACGGGCACAGAACUUUUUUUUUAUUCUUUUGAAAUGUAUAGAAUCGCCCUAAACUAGGAUUAGAUCU
Messenger RNA from Macrobrachium nipponense, 890 nucleotides. Its product is annotated as oxidized low-density lipoprotein receptor 1-like. The coding region runs from base 1 to 702 and encodes 233 amino acids. The transcript has 5 exons. Lineage: Eukaryota; Metazoa; Arthropoda; Malacostraca; Decapoda; Palaemonidae. The record is from RefSeq and is a predicted model, not a curated record.